This is a messenger RNA of Coregonus clupeaformis (lake whitefish), 6038 nucleotides long. Its product is annotated as kinesin-like protein KIF13A. The record is from RefSeq and is a predicted model, not a curated record. Lineage: Eukaryota; Metazoa; Chordata; Actinopteri; Salmoniformes; Salmonidae. The annotation marks the transcript as partial. The transcript is spliced from 8 exons.
GCGUCUGAGGAGCCUGAGGAGAGAGAGACCCUGGCCCUGAUGGCAGCGAGGGGAGACGGUGAGGACAGUCAGGAUGGACAGACGUACAUAGAGCAAUACACCAGAGGAGUUCUGGAGGUGGAGAAUAUACUGAGCCUGGAGAGACUCAGACAGGCGGUGACGGUGAAGGAAGCUCUGUCUGUUAAAGGGAGAAACAUCAGAAGGAGUUUCAGCACCCCCAACGUACAGCACUCUUCCUGCAGCAAAACUGACCUGACUGGCUGUGAGGAUGGAGACUGGAAGGGUGACUGUCAUCAGGAUGUCUCUGACUGCACUCUCCAGGACGGUGGUUCUCUGUGUGGGACGCCACUCAAAAACAAGACAGAGAAUCACGGUCUGGUACCAGAGAGUCCCACCUUCUUCAACUCUAGCCCGUUCAAGGCCCUCUCUCCCCAGACGCCCAAGUUCCUCAAGUCCCUGCUGCCAGUCAGAGAAGAGAGGAAGACCAAGAGAGUCCUGGAGGCACGACCACUACUGGGACAGGAGAGCUUGCGCUCCUCAUGUGUGGACAGCUCCGUGCUGCUCCCCCCUCCCUGCCACGGCCAUGCCCCCUGGCGCAGGCCUAGAGCGGGCAGCGAAGGCCACCGCACCCCCUUCACCGCCACCCUCACCCCCUCCACCCUCACCCCCAGUACCUGCACCAGCAGACAGCUCAGCCUCACACUGCCACACACCGCUGACUCUGAGGAGGAGGCAGACAUGGAAAUGGCCCUGAGUUUUGGCAUGGGCCCUCAGCACUUCCACAGCUUCCAGUCCUACAUCCCAGUGGACUUUGCCAACUUUGAGGUGUACAAUGCUACCCUGGAGACCCAGGAGGGGGUGGUGUGUGUGGCGGGGGGCAGGGGAGAGCUGAGGGGGGGUCGGGGGGGGGGGGAUAGAGAGGUGGCUCCACGGAGCCCCACCGCCAGCAGCUGCACCAGCGGUUACUUCUCCCACAGUGCCUCGGACGCCACGCUCUCUGACGUGCCCUUCGGCGCCAGCGACAGCUCCGACCAGCUCAGCGCCUCCGCGAUGGCUCAAGAGAGGAAUGACUCUGACCGGGACACCCACCACCUCCACCCCCACGAGACCCCCUCCUUCGACUCCACCCAGACCAGAGGUGCCUCGCCGUGGGGUGACACCCAGACCCCUGCGUGUCCCCCUGGCGUCCCCUCCCAGCCCCUCCCCAUCCCCCAAACCACCACCUCCCCCUCCUCCCCUGUCAGUAUUCCUAACUGCUCGGAGCAGCAGCCCUCCCCGCUGCCCCGCAGGUGUGUCCUCAGCGUCAGCCAGGAGUUUACAGACUUCAAGGGGGCCGACGACGGCAUGGGGGAUCUGGGUGAGCUGGGACACUUCCAGGAAGGAUGGCAGCCUGGGGACGCACCACACAUAUCCUCUGUCCAACAAGAGAAGGAGAAAGAGGUCUCUGACAAACACGCGGUCGUCAUCAACACACAACAACAACAACAACAUACAUCUCACCCCGGUAACGCCCCGCUCCCUCAGAACCACUCCUACCUCCACAACGGCAAACCGUGUGUCAGCAGCGUAGCCAUACCCUGCCCACCCCCCUCCAGCCCCCCAGGCCAACUAGCAGGAGGAGAGCCCCAGAUCCAGGAGCCGAUCCAGGGAGACCUACCUCCAGGGAGCCCCUGUCCCAGCCCUAGCUGCCCCAGCCCCAACCCCAGCAGCACUGAGGCCUCUGGGGACUCCUCUAGCGGGGACGAGGGCUCUGGCUCUGGUUCUCCGGUGGCCCAGCUGCCUGACUGGAUGGCUCCCGGGGAGCAGGUAUGGGUGGGGAAGAGGAGUGGCACAGUGCACUACGUCGGGGGGGUGGAGUUCGCCAAGGGGAUCUGGGUCGGUGUGCAGCUGGACGUGGCUGUGGGCAAGCACAACGGGACAGUCCAGGGGAGGGUUUACUUCCGCUGUCCUCCAGGCUACGGGGUGUUUGUCAAGCCCUCCUGUCUCACUAGAGGACCCCCCUCCAUGGACACCACAGACCCCCAGCCCCUGGUCCGAUAAAAUUCACAAAACUCCCCAAAUUCCCAGUCUUUCCAGGAAUCCCGGUUGGAAGAUUCAUGGAAUCAGGAGGGAAUCAGCAGGAACUCCAGAAUCCUCCAACUAGGAUUUCUGGAAAUCCUGGGAAAUUUGGGAAAGUUACUCUCCACCCAGGACUAUCACCUAAAGGGGGUCCCCAGAUCCAGAACAGUUCCUACUAGACCAGGCCCAGAUCCAGAACAGUCCCUACUAGACCAGGGCCAGAUCCAGAACAGUCCCUACUAGACCAGGCCCAGAUCCAGAACAGUUCCUACUAGAUCAGGGCCAGAUCCAGAACAGUCCCUAAUAGACCAGGGCCAGAUCCAGAACAGGGCCUACUAGACCAGGCCCAGAUCCAGAACAGUCCCUACUAGACCAGGCCCAGAUCCAGAACAGUUCCUACUAGACCAGGGCCAGAUCCAGAACAGUCCCUACUAGACCAGGGCCAGAUCUAGAACAGGGCCUGCUAGACCAGGGCCAGAUCUAGAACAGGGCCUGCUAGACCAGGGCCAGAUCCAGAACAGUUCCUACUAGACCAGGGCCAGAUCCAGAACAGUCCCUACUAGACCAGGGCCAGAUCCAGAACAGUUCCUACUAGACCAGGGCCAGAUCUAGAACAGGGCCUGCUAGACCAGGGCCAGAUCCAGAACAAGGCCUGCUAGACCAGGGCCAGAUCCAGAACAGUUCCUACUAGACCAGGGCCAGAUCCAGAACAGUCCCUACUAGACCAGGGCCAGAUCCAGAACAGUCCCUACUAGACCAGGGCCAGAUCCAGAACAGGGCCUGCUAGACCAGGGCCAGAUCCAGAACAGUUCCUACUAGACCAGGGCCAGAUCCAGAACAGUUCCUACUAGACCAGGGCCAGAUCCAGAACAGUUCCUACUAGACCAGGCCCAGAUCCAGAACAGUUCCUACUAGACCAGGGCCAGAUCCAGAACAGUUCCUACUAGACCAGGGCCAGAUCCAGAACAGUCCCUACUAGACCAGGGCCAGAUCCAGAACAGUCCCUACUAGACCAGGGCCAGAUCCAGAACAGGGCCUACUAGACCAGGCCCAGAUCCAGAACAGUUCCUACUAGACCAGGGCCAGAUCUAGAACAGGGCCUGCUAGACCAGGGCCAGAUCCAGAACAGUUCCUACUAGACCAGGCCCAGAUCCAGAACAGUUCCUACUAGACCAGGGCCAGAUCCAGAACAGUCCCUACUAGACCAGGGCCAGAUCUAGAACAGGGCCUGCUAGACCAGGGCCAGAUCUAGAACAGGGCCUGCUAGACCAGGGCCAGAUCCAGAACAGUUCCUACUAGACCAGGGCCAGAUCCAGAACAGGGCCUGCUAGACCAGGGCCAGAUCCAGAACAGUUCCUACUAGACCAGGGCCAGAUCCAGAACAGGGCCUGCUAGACCAGGGCCAGAUCCAGAACAGUCCCUACUAGACCAGGGCCAGAUCCAGAACAGGGCCUGCUAGACCAGGGCCAGAUCCAGAACAGUCCCUACUAGACCAGGGCCAGAUCCAGAACAGUUCCUACUAGACCAGGGCCAGAUCCAGAACAGUUCCUACUAGACCAGGGCCAGAUCCAGAACAGGGCCUGCUAGACCAGGGCCAGAUCCAGAACAGUUCCUACUAGACCAGGGCCAGAUCUAGAACAGUGCCUGCUAGACCAGGGCCAGAUCCAGAACAGUUCCUACUAGACCAGGCCCAGAUCCAGAACAGUUCCUACUAGACCAGGGCCAGAUCCAGAACAGUCCCUGCUAGACUAGGGCCAGAUCCAGAACAGUCCCUACUAGACCAGGGCCAGAUCCAGAACAGUUCCUACUAGACCAGGGCCAGAUCCAGAACAGUUCCUACUAGACCAGGGCCAGAUCCAGAACAGGGCCUGCUAGACCAGGGCCAGAUCCAGAACAGUUCCUACUAGACCAGGGCCAGAUCCAGAACAGGGCCUGCUAGACCAGGGCCAGAUCCAGAACAGUCCCUACUAGACCAGGGCCAGAUCCAGAACAGUUCCUACUAGACCAGGGCCAGAUCCAGAACAGUCCCUGCUAGACUAGGGCCAGAUCCAGAACAGUCCCUACUAGACCAGGGCCAGAUCCAGAACAGUUCCUACUAGACCAGGGCCAGAUCCAGAACAGUUCCUACUAGACCAGGGCCAGAUCCAGAACAGGGCUUGCUAGACCAGGGCCAGAUCCAGAACAGUUCCUACUAGACCAGGGCCAGAUCCAGAACAGGGCCUGCUAGACCAGGGCCAGAUCCAGAACAGUCCCUACUAGACCAGGGCCAGAUCCAGAACAGUUCCUACUAGACCAGGGCCAGAUCCAGAACAGGGCCUGCUAGACCAGGGCCAGAUCCAGAACAGUCCCUACUAGACCAGGGCCAGAUCCAGAACAGUUCCUACUAGACCAGGGACAGAUCCAGAACAGUUCCUACUAGACCAGGGCCAGAUCCAGAACAGUUCCUACUAGACCAGGGACAGAUCCAGAACAGUCCCUACUAGACCAGGGCCAGAUCCAGAACAGUUCCUACUAGACCAGGGACAGAUCCAGAACAGUCCCUACUAGACCAGGGCCAGAUCCAGAACAGUUCCUACUAGACCAGGGCCAGAUCCAGAACAGGGCCAGAUCCAGAACAGUCCCUACUAGACCAGGGCCAGAUCCAGAACAGUUCCUACUAGACCAGGGCCAGAUCCAGAACAGUCCCUACUAGACCAGGGCCAGAUCCAGAACAGUUCCUACUAGACCAGGGACAGAUCCAGAACAGUCCCUACUAGACCAGGGCCAGAUCCAGAACAGUUCCUACUAGACCAGGGACAGCUGUCAGUGCUCAACAGAACCAGCUCCUCUUCUCUCAAUCUCACCAUCCAUCCUUCUGUUCCACUAGACUUCUGAUCAGACAUGUUCUGUCUGUCAGUAUAAACGUCUGCUUUCCCUUUAGCCCAUCUGACCCGUGUGUUUUAUAAAGGCAUAUCAUUGUUCAAUGUCGUUGUUCACUGAAAGUCAAGUUUUCUACUGCAUUAUUUUAGUUUGAGAGCCUCUAGAUGGAGAGACAUUACCUACAUGUGUUUUUCUAACGUUAGUAUCAUUGAAUCAGCUCAGCAGCUCAUAUUUAUGUUCAGACACCAGAUUUUCCUGUAAUGGUAACAGAGGGUUGUCAUCUGGGGUGUAUGGAUCGAGAAUGUACUACUGUUGAUAACUCACUGAUAUCCGGAUUUGUUAUCGAAGUCACUGUGAUACGUCGUCAGGGGUAACCAAAGAACUAAGGUUUUAUAUCUGCUGUUUAAACUGAUGUCUUAUGUGUGUGUGUGUGUGUGUGUGUGUGUGUGUGUGUGUGUGUGUGUGUGUGUGUGUGUGUGUGUAUGUGUGUACAUAUUAUAUGUGUGUCAAAGUAACGCAUAGUGCCUAGGCCACGAGUCUUCCUGAACUUUUGGGCCAUCAUUAAUUGAUUAAUCAUGAAUAUGAAGAUGUACAGUACAUAUGACUGUGGUUGCCAUGUUGCCCAUGUAGGCUUCAUUAGCCUGUUGUCGUUGGUGGUGGUGGUGGUGUACUGUAACACUGUGGAUUGACAGAUAACCCCACCCCCACCCACUGAAACUAUUGGGACUGUUGCCAUUGCUGACUGACUGAAUCAUGCUUCUUGCACUGGAGUGGAUCAAGACAGUCUUCUGUCUUCAAUUCAGGACAAAUGAAACGUGUACUAUCCUAUCUAUGCGUGUUUCUCAGUUUCUCAACUGUACUACAUUGUGCCUCUCUAGGGGGUGGAAACUGAGGCGUCCAUGUUGGAUCUAUGCUGUGUCAGCUAUCUGAAUGAAGCGACAAGGCUUCCUCUGGGUCAUAUUCACUAGGCACAAAACGGAAGAGUACAUGAACUUGUCCAAUAAGAAACUCGUGUUUUUGUUUUGCGGAACGUUUUGCUACAGUGAACACUAAUGAAUAUGACCCCGGUUGUGAGGCUAACUUCACUGAGUAUACAAAACAUUAAGAACCCAUGCUCUUUC